AUGGAGCGAGCACACUCUCUACUUACCAGCACGACACGAUCCAUCAGCAGCAGCCGGUCCAGCACCCGUUCAUCCCGCUCAAAUUCAUUAUUUCAGUCAACCCCAGGACAGGAGAAGGGGGAGUUCUUUCUCCCCGCACCAGUCACUACGAUCCCACAACCGAAACUCCGGGUGCGCGCGAUACUAGGCCAUUGCCUGUAUCGCAGGGUUGUGAUAUGGACGGUGACAAUUUCCAUGCUGAUCGCGCUCGCGUAUCUGAAUACGCCGCUAUACACCCGAGAUGGAAAGAUUCUAGGAGAUGAUUACAGAAUAGGCGGGGUGGGCGGUGACUCCCAGAAGCAGGGAAGGCCGGUACCGCCUGAGGAAGACCUCGUUCUCGACAGUGACAUGCCGUCAUGGCUCAAAUUCAAGCACCUCAAUGGCUACUUCAACGGUCUGAAGUCGAUCGUAGCUAUCGCCAACCACACACCUGAAUAUCCCAACAAUUCAUUCCCGGCACCGGUUACGACCGUGCCUAUUUACCAUGAUACCCCUCCUACACCCACCCCUUACGUGGCUCAUCCAGAUUACACAUCUACCGAUUACCAAAGAGACUUUCACCCCGUCACAGAAUGCUUCAUCGACGAGGAAGACAAGAUUGCCGUACCCGACAUUUUCGCCUUUGAAGGUGUUCCCCAACAUCAGCCUGACCCGGCCAUUGGCUCCCACACCGUACUGGGCCUCCGUAACGAUGUUUGCUUCGAUCGAUUCGGCCGCUACGGGCCUUACGGACUCGGCUACGACAUGCGCGAGGGAGGCACCUCUCAGGGUCAGGAUACGGAGCAGGAGGGAGCCGAAAUCGUUUGGAACAAAACCGGCAAGAUUGAUUACAGCCGGGUUGAUUGGGGCGUCGCACAAGAUCGCUGUGUCGAACGCAACAGCGCCCGCUUCAGCAAUGGCACCAAUCAAAGCAAAAUGGACCCGAUCUAUGGCGAGCCCGAGACCAAGGAGACUGGGUUGAGGCAGAUUGGCCGUAUUGCUGUCGUCGUCCGUACCUACGUCGGGUUUGAAUGGACACAGCACGCCAUCAUCAACUUCCGUGCCAUGAUCUCCGAGCUUUCUCUCAAGUCUGGCGGCGAGUAUAGCGUUCACUUCCUUCUCCACGUGAAGGAUAACGAGGCUCCCAUCUGGUCGGAUCCGUCAGUGGUACAGAGCAUUCUCGAUGCUAAUGUUCCCACCGAAUUUCACUCGCUCUGCACUCUAUGGUCAGAAGCCGAGAUGAAACUCUAUUAUCCGGGCCAUUUCGCUGACGCCAUCGAAAACCCUUCGAACGGAGACAUUCACGGAGUCUACCGCAGCGCACAGAUGCCCCUACAGGUAUUUGCCCUCCAGCACCCCGAAUACGCCCAUUUCUGGAACUGGGAGAUGGACAUGCGCUACAUUGGCUCUUACUAUGAACUUCUUGAUCGCCUCGGAUCUUGGGCCAAGCAACAGACUCGGACCCUUCUCUGGGAGCGGUCCUCUAAGUAUUACAUCCCCGCCGAGCACGGCUCUUGGGAUGAAUUCGCCAGCGUCGUUGAAAGAGAACUCAACGCAUCAGGUCGCCGCGCCAUUUUGGGCCCCCAAAUCUUCCCGGGCCGUAUGUCGCUGAAGAGCGAAGAGGCUGGCGCCUCCAUUCUUCCUGCUUCAUGUGCCCGUGGUGGCGACCCUAACGAGUGCGGUGUCGGCGAGGAAGCCGACCUCAUCACCCUGAAUCCCCUCUUCGACGCCGACGAGUCAGGCUGGGUUUUCGCCAAGGACGUAACCGGCUACGAAAUGGUCUUUGCUCCGCCACCACGCCGAUGCUCCAUUGUCACGGCCUCGCGACUAUCUCGCCGGCUCCUGGCCGCUAUGCACGAAGAGAUGUGGCGCCUGCAUCACAGCAUGUUCUCGGAGAUGUUUCCCGCCAGCAUGGCUCUCCACCAUGGCUUUAAGGCGGCAUAUGCACCUCACCCGGUAUUCCUGGACAGAGCAUGGUAUCCCUUCAAUACCAUCGAAAAGGCCUUCAACGGCGGCCGCGAUGGCACAACGGGAGGUCACGGCAGCCCCUUUGACAUCAGGAACGAGCAUAAUCACAAGGGUACCAGCUGGUACUACAAUUCUGAGUUUGCUGGUCUACUCUGGCGUCGAUGGCUCGGCUACGCCCAAAUGGACGGCCGCGGCGGCAAUGGUGGUCGAGCAGGCGAGGGCACAUCACGCGGAGGCAAAGAUGAGGAGGCCAGCAAGGACAGCUCUGGACGAUUGUGUAUGCGCAGCAUGCUCCUUCACCCGAUUAAGUGGGAGAACCCGAUUGAGAGAAAUUGA
This is a messenger RNA of Colletotrichum orchidophilum, 2322 nucleotides long. RefSeq lists its product as uncharacterized. Lineage: Eukaryota; Fungi; Ascomycota; Sordariomycetes; Glomerellales; Glomerellaceae. The transcript is spliced from 2 exons. The record is from RefSeq and is a predicted model, not a curated record. The coding region runs from base 1 to 2322 and encodes 773 amino acids.